GGCAUUUUGAAAUCAGGGGUCUCAACCUUUCCCAGUCCAUCUGCUGCAUAGCGGUGCGACCGUGAUAAUUUCCCGGACCGGCGCACUCUUUUCGAUUUCCGGAUUGCCACGGACUUCAGCCAGCACGAUUUGCCGGGCUUUUGGUGUUCAUCGAAAAAACGCGCAUUCGAGCCUAAUCGCGUCAGAAGCGUCCUAGAAUUCAGGCCCCAUGCCAGGUCGAUCUCCGUUGGAAAUCACUCAAUGAUGUUCUGAACAACAUUUGCACCUCUAAGUCAACAUACCAACCAUUCUACUACGUCCAUGCACCUGCUACCCUAGCUUCGGGAGGCAUUCUGCCAAACAUUUUGGUCACCUCAACUUGCCACCUAGGAAAGAGAAAGAGAAUCGCAAGUCAAGCUUGGCUUUUAGCACGCAAAGCAUUCACAUGACAGGUGCGAUGAUCUGGAACGAAUUUCCCCAGCUGGGGCAACUACUUGGAGAACGCCCAGGACUCGACGUGGUCGACUCCCAUACCUGUGGUCAACCGACACGCGUGAUACUCAGCGGUACAGGUCUCGCAAAUGGCAUGACUCCAGAAGAGGGACGUGAGUUUCUGAGGACUAAAGCCGACUGGGUACGCCGACUUGCUGUAAUGGAGCCUCGCGGUCACCGUUCCAUGUUCGGCGCUGCAAUAAUCCACCCGUCAUCCCCAGGCGAUCCAUUUGGCGUUGUUUUCAUGGAUGCUGGUAGCUAUCCCGAUAUGUGUGGUCAUGCCACCAUUGGUGUGGCCACAACGCUAUGUGAGCUUGGUCUGAUCGGCCGCUUGGAUACAUUGGGAAGCAACGCAAACUUUUCUUUUCAGCUACGGACUCCUGCAGGGACUCUCGAGCUCACAGCGAAGGUCAAAGGUGGACGAUGUAGCGCGAUAGUCUUCCAGACGCCGCUUGCCUACUAUGUCGGGUCGAUGGAACUGGCCCUUGCUUCUGGUCAACUUGCACGAGUCGAUGUAGGGUGGGGAGGGCAAUAUUAUGCCUUCGUGCCAGUCGAGAGCGUUGGGCUUGACAUCACACCCGGAACGAUAGAUCAACUCAUCAUUGCAGCCACCUUGGUCCGCCAGCAGCUUGCAGUGAGCUUCGAGUCAUCUGACCCUCGCACGGGCACCGUUCCAACCAUUGGAAACAUUGUCUGGACAGCUCUGCCCCGGAAUGAGGCCGCCCACGCUCGCAACGUGCCAGUCUCGAGCAGUGGCUCGUUCGACCGGUCACCUUGCGGAACCGCCACCUGUGCAAGGAUGGCUGUUCUAGAGGCUCGUGGCGAACUCGCAGUUGGGCAAGACUUUGUAAACGAGAGCAUUCUAGGGACCUUGUACUACGGUCGUGCCAUUCGUAGCUUCAAUGGAGACAACUACCGUGGCAUAGUACCACAGGUGCAGGGCAGCGCCUGGAUCACUGCAGCAGGUCGUCUAUCUCGGGACACGACUGAUCCGCUUGGCUUAGGAUACCUUAUUGGGGGCGGUCCUGCGGUCGUCUGACUGCAGAUGAAGACCCCCAUCAAGACGCUCUUGUCAAGAUAGCUCGGAGGAAAGUGAUUCAUGCGGUGGCAGCUAUACGGUAAUCCGCACUGGAAAAUGUCAUUAGUCAAGACAUAAAUCAUCGACGUUUGAUGGGAUUUCCUCGCUACGGCCUAAAACACCGACGACCGGCUAUUUGAUUUCGACCAUCAAUCAGGUCCAGGACCUCUUAUCGCACGACAAAAGCCGCUUAAUCCAUGAGUCAAUUCACCGGUCAACCAAAUCAAAAGUCCGACUCGAUACUCAACCUGCAUAAUCUUGCCCAUGCACGAGGAGAGUUCCGAAAAUGAGUUCUGGGUUGGAUCAGACCACGGAUAGCAUCAUUAUGAUAUGUAUAGUGACAGCACCGUCGUCUUGCCUUUCUUCCGAUAGUUCUUCAGCUGAUACAUUUUGAGUAUCUGCCAGA
This is a messenger RNA of Exophiala viscosa, 1955 nucleotides long. RefSeq names its product proline racemase family. The coding region runs from base 425 to 1510 and encodes 361 amino acids. Gene Ontology annotation, molecular function: 4-hydroxyproline epimerase activity. The record is from RefSeq and is a predicted model, not a curated record. Lineage: Eukaryota; Fungi; Ascomycota; Eurotiomycetes; Chaetothyriales; Herpotrichiellaceae. The transcript has a single exon.